Engraulis encrasicolus (European anchovy) is the source of this 10474-nucleotide messenger RNA. It is a transcript of the gene rbfox1l, whose product is annotated as RNA binding fox-1 homolog 1, like. The record is from RefSeq and is a predicted model, not a curated record. Gene Ontology annotation, cellular component: cytoplasm; nucleus. The transcript is spliced from 12 exons. The coding region runs from base 550 to 1704 and encodes 384 amino acids. Gene Ontology annotation, biological process: regulation of alternative mRNA splicing, via spliceosome; nervous system development. Gene Ontology annotation, molecular function: mRNA binding. NCBI's taxonomy places the organism in Eukaryota, Metazoa, Chordata, Actinopteri, Clupeiformes, Engraulidae.
GACUCUGCACAUGUGUUUCAGUAUGUCAGGGUGGCUGCAUGACAGAUGGACACACACACCAGACAGCUCUCCUGAGCCCACUCUGUUUCGGUCGCUGUUUGACUAUCCUGUUCUCUCAACAGCGCUGCCUUGCCUUGCCUUGCCUCUGCCUUAAUCUUCUCUCUCUUUUUUCCCCUCCAUGGAACUCUAAGUUUUGUGACAUCUUUUUUUUGUUGUUGCUUGUUGUGUGUGAGUGUGCGUGCGUGUGUGUGAGACAGAGGGAAAGACCUGAACCCCAUACUCCUUUCCUUCCCUCCUCCUCUGAUUUUUUUUGGGGGGGACAUCUGUUUCUUUCCUCCUGUUUUUUUUUCACCCCUCCUGUUUGGAUUCUAACUUUCCUGCCACUACUUCUACUACUUCUUCUUCUCUGGCUGGGUCACUGCAAACUCCUCCAGCUUUUGCAUUCCGCCCUCUCCCUCUUUUCCCAACUUUUCUCUCUCUUUUUUUUUUUUAACUCCUUCAUCCCUCCAUUGUUCCUCUUCUCUUUUCCUCUUUGUCUGGCUAUGCACUAUGCUCUCCUCCCCUACUGUGAUUCUUCAGCCGUACGGACUCCCCGUCUACCCUCAGACAGCCUCAUGCUACCCCGGUAUUGUCCAGGGCGCCUCUGCCCAGGAGGCCGGCCCGGCCAGUGGUGACCCCACCCUGCCGCAGGUGUAUGCCCCUCCCCCCUCCUACCCCCCGGCGGCAGGGCAGGGUCCGCCCACGUCCGCGGGCAGGCUGCCCCCGCUGGACUUCAGCCCCGCCCACCCCGGGGCCGACUACCAGGAGCACCACCAGCUGCGCGUGUUCCAGGGCCCCCAGCUUGAGGGGCCGGACUCGCUCUCGGUCAAUAGCGCGGAUGACUCCUUGGCUCCUGUGACCUCUGACCCGCAGGCUCUGAGCGUCGCCGUGUCGGCAGGGGGCGGAUCAGGAAGUGGGAGUGAGGAGGAGGGCUCUGGUAAGGCCCAGCCCAAGCGUCUCCACGUCUCCAACAUCCCCUUCCGCUUCCGCGACCCUGACCUCAGGCAGAUGUUUGGGCAAUUUGGCAAGAUCCUGGAUGUGGAGAUCAUCUUCAAUGAGAGAGGAUCCAAGGGCUUUGGCUUCGUAACCUUCGAGAGUGCCCUUGAGGCAGACCGAGCUCGCGAGAAGCUCAACGGCACCAUUGUGGAGGGGAGGAAGAUCGAGGUGAACAAUGCAACAGCCAGAGUCGUGACAAAGAAGCCUCAGAGCCCUCUAGUGAAUGCCACAAGCUGGAAGAUCAACCCCAUGAUGGGAGCCAUGUACGCCCCCGAGCUCUAUACAGCCAGUUUCCCCUACCCUGUGCCUACGCCAACUCUUGCUUACAGAGGCCCUGCCUUAAGAGGGCGUGGCAGAGCAGUCUACAACACCAUUCGCUCAGCUGCCACGGCCACACCCACUGCUGUUCCAGCCUACCCGGGCGUGGUGUACCAGGACGGACUCUAUGGAACUGAAGUUUAUGGAGGCUACCCUGCAGCAUACAGAGUAGCCCAGUCCGCCUCAGCAGCCACAGCAGCAGCAGCCGCAGCCUACAGCGAUGGGUACGGGCGUGUGUAUGCCUCCACUACUGACCCCUAUCACCACUCAGUCGGACCAACAGCCACUUACGGAGUUGGAACUAUGGCGAGCUUGUACAGAGGAGGGUACAACCGAUUCACUCCCUACUGAGAGCCAAUGGCGCCCUGCGUUGGGCCGUGUGACCAUGGCAACGGACGGGCAACAGGUGCUGGAAGUGUAUACUGGAAUUUGUCUAGGUCAUUUUCACUCAACAACACCCACCACCCUCCCUCCCUCCCCAAAAAAGAGACUCUCAUUUGACUGUACAUACUAUAGGGAAAUGGAAAAAAAGUAUUUAUUAGUACAAGAGAAAGGGUGACGUUAUUUAUGGUUAAGGAUACUUAUUUUGAAAAAAAGGAAGAAGUUGGAAGAUCUAUGUUUGUAGGGACACCCUAAGUCGACAAAUCCCCCGUACCAUAACUCACGAAUAAGCAGUUUGGCUCAGACCAAUGGAAAUACUCUACAUCUCUUCAGGUGACAGGUGAAAGCAACCUUACAGGGAUUCUCAUUUUGUACAGUUUUGUUUCUAAGACACAGUUUUGGACUGCCAGACACUUUUGGGAGCCAAACACUCAGAUAAUCAUGCAUUUUAUACAGCCUUAAAAGAUCAAGAUAUUUUUUGACAUUUAUAUUUUUUUCUGUGACAUUUUAGGGCACUGUUUUUUUGGCGUUUUACAGGCCAUUGUGUUAUUGGUGUGUGUGUGCGUGUGCGUGUGUAUAUAUUUUGUGUGUUUGGUGUGUGUGUGUGUGUGUGUGUGUGUGUGUGUGUGUGUGUGUGUGUGUGUGUGUGUGUGUGUGUGUGUGUGUGUGUGUGUGUGUGUGUGUGUGUGUGUGUGUGUGUGUGAAAGUCAGAUGUAGUGUUCUGAGAAAGACAAACUGUGAGAUACAGCAACUGCAGAGGUGUCAGGGGUGGGGGAACACCUGGGAUGCACACUCACACCUCCAAUCAACUCUGUUCAUCUACCUCUACUUUAAGCUUUUCAUUUUUCACAGUACAAAUCUCUGCUGUUACUAACAUGCGUUUAUACGUAUUAUUGGCCUGAGGAGAAUAAUAAGGAAAAAAAAACGUGAGGCUAUGGACUCUUAUGUGCAAUAUGCUAUAGACUAAAAUGUUUGGUGUCAAAGCAAACCAGGGGUGAGUUUCUCAAAAGGGAAGUUGUUAGCCUGUUAGCAACUUCGGUAGUUGCCAAUGGGAAAAUGCAUUGAAAGCAACGAAGUAGCUAAUGUAGUAAGCAACUUUGGUUUCGAGAAAUUCACCCCAGACUAACUUCUUUCACUAGUGUGAAGACCAUUGCUAUCUCCUUUUUCUCGAUCUCUGCUUUCCUCCUAAAAAAAAAAGUCCCUUUUUCCCUUCUUACUCUAUGUGCCAUUCUUCUCUGCUCUGUCAUGCCUCAUCAGUUUUUUCUGUCCUAAACAGCACGCAAACUCUGAAACAGAUCACAGGCCCAGGUUUGAGGUGUUUAUAACACGGUUUUGCUAACUUUUGCAGACUGUUUUUUCAACCAUUUGUAAUUCACUGUGAAUAUUUACAAAGCAAACAUAUGAAAAAAAGAAACCAAAAGGUCAAAAAUGGUAGUUAAUGAAUGCGACUGCAUAAGGGUGGCAUUUGAACCCUUCAGAAUUUUUCAGAUUCAAUAUGGUAUAAAAAAAAUUAAGUUAUUGAACGGUUAUGUUAUUACCGAACCAGGUCCAGAUCUGUUUCUGCGUUAAGCUGCUCUCUUGAAGCUGUACAUACUUCAGUCUGUUUUUUGACUCUGCUAAUGUUUAUUUUUUUCUCAAUAAAGCUUCCCUUUGUUCUCCUACCUCUCCUCUCUUUCUUCUCUGUGCUAUACUUCACUUACUGUACGCAUGUAGUUGCUAUAGUAAUCAUUCUUUCUCCAGUCUAUCACUCUGCCUGGGUCUGCUCCUUGCAUCCAUCUCUAUACUUGCACAUCCAUCUGUCUGUCCUUUAUUAUUAUUGUUAUUCUCCCUGCGUGACUCUCUUCGAGACAUAAGUUCCAUAAUUUGGCCAGCAGAUAAUGUCCACAAAUGUGUGAAAUGUAUUUUUAAAAAUAUAUUGAAAAAUCGCUAUUACUUGUAUUAGUAUUUAUUAUGAAUAACAUAUAAAACCGAGAAAAAAAAUUCUCAUUGUAAUUGUGCAUUAAAUGCAAAUAUUAUUAUAAUCAAACAGAAUUACCUUCAUUAUAAUAAUAGUAAUUUAUUGAUGGGAAUAAAACCCUUAUAAAACAGAUACAGUAUACGGUACAUUGUAGGCCUUAUCUGAAGUAUCCGAACUUUAGUGGACUAAUCCUGAGUGGGGACAGCACAGCCAGGCAUGUAACAUUUACAGGGAUACAUUUAGUCUUUUUUCUGGUUUCUAUGUGUAGACCUAAACUUUCUCUCCCUUUUCCCAACUUCUGUCAUCUGUGUGCUGUGAUCUUAACAUUUCUAUUCUGCAUGGCAUCUUUCAUCUUGCUUUUUUCCUCUCUCUUUUCUGACUUCCUUUUUUACUAUGACUUUGAUUCUUGCUUGCUAUGACUUUUUUUCUCUUCUCUGACUUCUCUAUUUGCUUUUUUACUCUCUUUUCUACUGUGUGGUAUCUUUCCUCCUUCUAUGGCUUCUUCUACUGCAUGGCAUAUCUUCUUCUUGCUUUUUUCCUUUCUUCUGCUCUUGAUUUUCCUUCUUUCGUAUUUUCCUCUUUUCUUCUAAACUGCAUGUCAUCUUUUUUUCUUGCUUUUUUCCCUUUCUUUACCGUCAGCUAUAUCAUCUUUCAUUCUUAACUUUUUCUCUUUCCUUCUACAACUGCAUGGCAUCUGUCUUUCUUGCUAUUUUCUUUGAUCUUACUUUCCCCCUCUUCUUUUCUAUUGACUGUGUGGCAACUUUCCCUCUUGCUUUUUUUCCUCCUAUGACUUUCCUAUUUGCUUUGUUCCUAUCUCUUGUGUGGUAUCUUUCCUUCUCAUGCUACAUUUGUUCUAUCUUCUUCUACAACUGCAUGACAUAUUUUCUUCUUGCUUUAUUCCUUUCUUUUACUAUCGACCAUUAUCUUUCAUUCAUAUUUUUUCUAUUUACUUAUAACUGCAUGGCAUCUUUCCUCUUGUUUUUUCUACUUUAUUGACUUUCGUCUUUAAUUCACAUUUUCCUCUUUUAUUCUACCACUGCAUGACCUCUUUCCUUCUUGCUUUUUUCCUUUCUUCGUCUGUUGAGCUUUCAUAUUAUUAUUAACCUGAUUCUCAAGCAAUGGUUGUUACCAACCAUCUGAAACAUUGUCAAUCGCUUAGCUCUGGAAAGGCGUGGGUGUGUUCAAAACAGCUCGAACCUGAUUGGAGAAUUCACGUGGCUUUUUUUGAAUCACGUACUACUUCAACCACUGACUUGUAUAUAUCCCGCUCCGCAAUCCCGCCCCGCAAUUCUGAUUGGACAGGCUGUGAAAUGUCUGAUUCUGUUCGGGCUCGUCUAAGAUUUCCAGACCCUCGUGCGAGCUCACAAAGUUGAGCAGAAAUGCACGAAGGUUCUGCGUGAGAGCCAGGCUAGCAUCUUAUCUUUCCUUUUUGCUUCUAUCAUUUCUUCUUUUGUUCUACAACUGCAUGGCAUCUCUUGCUUUCCCCCUCUUCUCUUCUAUUUACUGUGUGGCCGUCUGAUUUUUCUUGCUUUUUUCCCCUGGUUUGACUUUCCUCCUUGCUUUUUUCUUAUUAACCUGGUUCUCAUGCAAUGGCUGUUACCAACCAUCUGAAUCAUUGUCAAUCGCUUAGCUCUGGAAAGGUGUGGGUGUGUUCAAAACAGCUCGAACCUGAUUGGAGAAUUCACGUGGCUUUUUUUUAAAUCACGUGCUACCUCAACCACUGACUUGUAUAUACCCCGCUCCGCAAUCCCGCCCCGCGAUUCUGAUUGGACAGGCUGUGAAAUGUCUGAUUCCGUUCGGGCUCGUCUAAGAUUUCCAGACCCUCGUGCGAGCUCACAAAGUUGAGCAGAAAUGCACGAAGGUUCUGCGUGAGAGCCAGGCUAGCAUCUUAUCUUUCCUUUUUGCUUCUAUCAUUUCUUCUUUUGUUCUACAACUGCAUGGCAUCUCUUGCUUUCCCCCUCUUCUCUUCUAUUUACUGUGUGGCCGUCUGAUUUUUCUUGCUUUUUUUCCCUGGUUUGACUUUCCUCCUUGCUGUUUUCCUUUCUUCUACUUUCCUUUCUUCCUCUACAACUGCAUGGCAUCUUUCUUCCCUGCUUUUCCCCUGUUGUUUUUUUCUUUUUAAGUAUUGUUUGGGGCUUUUUGUCCUUUAUUAUUAUAGGACAGUGUCAGAGUAGACAGGAAAUGGUUGGGAGAGAAAGAUGAGGCAGGGCUGGGAAAUGACCCUGGCUGGACUCGAACCGGGGUCCCCGUGGGCAAUCUAAGGCCAAAUGUGGGGGGCUUAGCGCGCUGCGCCACAGCACCCCCCCCUUUCCUCUGUUUUCUAUUAUCGAUUUAUCCUGGGCUUGACCACAACUAAAUGGGACCCGCCACCAAAUGUCCAGCCCAAGUCGGUCUGGCCAAACUAAUUUCAAAUCAUUCUCCGAUUUGUAUUCAGUGAAAAUUGAGCAUUUUCAUUGGCUCGCAGGGCCAGGUCUAAGGUGAAGACGAUCUACUUCUGCCACAUUGCUGGUAACUACGCCAGAGGAAGAGUGGUCUGCUUGAUUGGCUUCAUGUCAGUAUCAGUAGCAUACAGUUUUGGGAAAUGCUGGUUAGGUUCGCCACCGAGAACUCUGACAUCACCACAGUUUGGCCAGACUGGAAGUUUGAGAGAACUCUGUAGUCACGAUAGCCAGGCUAUUAUCGAAUGACAUUCUCUGUCUUCUUCUAGAACUGCAUGGCACCUGUACUCCUUUCUUUUUUUCCCCUUGACUGCUUUUCCUCUAGCUUUCCUCCCCUUUUCCUACCAUUGACUGUGUGGCGAAUUUCUCUCUUGCUUUUUUCCCUUUCUUCUGCUGUUCUUUACAUGCUAUCUUUCAUUCUUACUUCUUGCUUUUCUUCUAUCCAUUGCAUGACAUCUUCCCUUCUUCCUUGCUUGCGUGUGAUCUUUCAAGCUUUCUCUCUUGAUUACAUUUUUCUGCCUUUCUUUUUGGUUGCUUCCCUCCUUGAUGCUUUCUUGCUGGCUUGAUGCUUUCUUCGUCUUCCUCCCGUCCUCCUUCUUCCAUCCCUUUUUUCCCGUCUGUCUCUCUCCAUUAUGCUUGUCUUUAAUUUCCCUGUGGGUUUUUCGCUCUGCCUUGUCUCAGUUGCUAUUCAUUUAGCGUUCUCCUCCAUCUCUCCUCUUUCCCCUUUUCUACUCUGUAUUCCUCUCUUCAAUUCCUGCCUGUCUCUGUCUUGUCUCCAAAUGCACCAAUCUCUCUUUUUUUUCUUUUUUUUUUUACAUAUGUUCCGCAAAAUGAUAAAUAACACCAUGAUUAACAUGGCCAAUGUAAUUGAGGUGAUAAUUAUUUCAUACUGUGCUAUAGAUCCAUUUAGAUCAUUUGGAGAGAGGUGUCAAAGUAUUCAUGUAAGUCUCCGUCAAAUGGCUGGUCAGUGUUAAUCUUCAAUUGCUUUUAUCAUCAUGUUUUAGCUCUUAUCUGCUUUCCUAUACAUAUAAUUUCCUUUUUUUCCUUCUUGCUUAACAUUUCCAAACAUUUCUCUGCUUUUAGAGAUGUUAUAUAAGUAAAUGACUAUUUAUUCUUACAUCUCUCACUUUAAUGGCUGUCAGAAUUUUCUCUCGCUGCAUGUUAUUUGCAUGUUGUGUUCUUGCUUGUGACCUGCACUCACUCCUACGCCUGCUCAUUUUUCUCUCCUCUCUUCUCUCUUCUUCUCUUCUCUCGUCUCCUCUCUCCUGCACAGCUUUCUCUUACCGCUCUGUUUUAAUUACUGCAUUCAUGGCUUUACUUUCCCUUUCUGUUCUUUUCUCUUCUCUUCUCUUCUCUUCUCUUCUCUUCUCUUCUCUUCUCUUCUCUUCUCUUCUCUUCUCUUCUCUUCUCUUCUCCUCUCUUCUCUUCUCUUCUCUCUUGCUCAUUACAAUUUCUUUCUCUUUCUGCUUGCUUGACUUUGACUAUUUAUCUCUUUAGCCUGCCUCUGCUGUUCUGUGCCACCCUGGCAUUCCUUAUUCUUUAUUUCUCUCUCUCUCUCUCUCUCUCUCUCUCUCUCUCUCUCUCUCUCUCUCUCUCUCUCUCUCUCUCUCUCUGUUGAACUUCGUUUUUUGCAAUCUGUCAGGGUUGAGUGAUAUUAGACAGCAACACAGCAACAAGACUCAAAGCCAGAGCCAGAGUCAGAGCCAGGGGCAGACGCUGAUUUGGUCUCGUGCUGAUCAAGCCUGAGCAGCUCCAGUGUGGCAUGGAGCUGAUGAGUUGUGGAGUUGGUCUGUAUACUCGGCUCUACUGUAGUCUGUGCUCUGCUGAACAGCAACACUCUCUGCGUGCCCGCCAUUUUGUUUCAUCAACUCUUCCAAGGCGUUGUGUCCUUGUCUUUCCUCUGUCUGCUUUUGUUUUCUUUAUUUUUCUACUUGUCCUUCAUCUUUACUGUGUGGUUCUCACUGCUGUGGCCCUUAUUGCAUGGCUGUGUUCUUCUCUUUUCCAUGCCCCUUGCGCUUCUUCUAUCGUGUGACUCCUUUUCUCUUCUCUUAAAUCUCACCUUUGGAUAUGAAUGUUAUUUUAUUCAAGCUCAAUAGAAGAACUAUUAAAAUCAUGUUAAUCUAAAAUCUAUAUGGAAUAUCUGUAGCCUAGGUAAAAUAGGGCUAAUGGAAACAAUCAAGAAAUCAAUCAAUCAAAAGGUUUUGUCUUUAUGACAAAACUUUCUCGAUGGCUGCUAGCAAUCCAAUAAUCUCGAUCUGUGGUGUGGCCCGUUAGGUUAAUAGCUUCGGCGAGAUAGUGUUCAGUGAUGACACCACUGCUCUCUCGCCAUUCUUUAUUUUUUUAAACUUGCUUUCUAAUUAGCAGGCUUUCCCAUUUAUUUCUGUCGCUGCUCCUCUCUUAUCUCUCGCUUUCAUUCUGAAAGUCCUGCUUCCAUUUAUACCCCAUUUUUAGAGCAUUUUUAACAGCUGUCCCUAGCCUAUCUAAUUUUCCUAAUUCCUAUCCUGUAUAGGUUUCCUUCUCUCAUUCCUCUUUUUUUCCCAUCCUCGACUUUUUUCUUCUCUCUCUCUGUCUGUUGUUCUCGCUGCUUUUUCUUUACAGAGCUAAUUGUUUUGGAGAUUGACAGACUUGUUUUGGUGAUUGACAAGACUUUUCAUGUUCCCUGGCCAAGUGACGUAAUUGCUCUGCACAACUCUAGAGAGACAUUAAGAUAAUUGUUGAGAGCUGCAUUAUCUUGACGUAAAAAUGGCCACCUUGUAAAGGCCCAAGGCACAGUAUUAAUGACACAGUACUGUUUCAUAUCUUUUCCUCUUUACUUUCACUCUGUCUGUUGGUGCUCAUCAAAACUCCUCUGUCAUCUCUCACGCUCUCUCUUCCAGCCUUGUUUACCACUGCCCCCCCCUCCCCCUCUCUUCCCUCCAGCCUGGCAAGCUCUUGGUGAUAGCCAAUGCUUGCACAUUUAUUGGAGUUGAUUUUUAGUUCAAGAUCAUCUUAGUGUUAAUUCAGAUGUGUAGAGUGCAUCACAUUCUAGUGGAUUUGUGAAGCAAGGUGAUGUUACUGAAAAGGGGAAGGGGGUUGAAUUAAUGAAACUGGAAUGGCCUUCUCUGUCCACUCCACUCCUCUCCUCUUUCUCAGCACGGCUUGUCUAUUUCUGCAACGUCUAUUUCAGCAGAAGGCUACAGUCUCUAAGGUUUUUUCUCUUCAGCUGAACCUUUAACGGAUGACUUGUUUGUAUUUUUCCCUCCUCAUUUCUCCUGCACUCACUCUGCUUUCAUUCCUCAUUCUGUCUUUCUCUCUCUCUCGCUCCAUCUCUGAAAGGUGCUAAUUCUUUUUCUUUUUUUUUCUUCCUAAUUCUUUUUUAUGAGUGGCAGGCUUUUGUGCAUGGUUGCUAUGCCCGAGUGUAUGACUUUUUUCCCCCUUCUUUGUCUUUGAUAUCUUUUGUUUUGCACGUCACUGUAGAUUUUCUUCCUUUGGUUCUGAACUGCUGCUUCUUCUUCUUCUUCUUCUUCUUCUUCUUCUUCUUCUUCUUCUUCUUCUUCUUCUUCUUCUUCUUCUUCUUCUUCUUCUUCUUCUUCUUCUUCUUCUUCCUGGUGUGCCUUGCCUUCUUUAGCAGCUGCUCCUAAUCUUCUUGCCUUCUAUUAGUUUCUCUGCGUGCUGUCUUCUCUCAUUGCUGUUCUUUGCUUUACAUUUUCCUUUUCUAGAUUUCAAUUUCCUUGUAGAAUAGAAUAUUUUUUCCAACCUUCAUUUCUCCUGCAUGCAUGCGUUUUCUCUCUUUUUUAUCUCUUCUGCAUGUUCUUUUCUGUUCUUCUUCUUCUUUCUUCUUCUGUUCCUUAUUUUCCUUUUUUCCCUAUUUCUCCUUAUAUGCUUUUCCCCCUGGGUCUACACUUAUUUCCUUCCCGUGUUCCUGCAAGUGACACCAAUACAUGACUUUUGAUAUGAGCAAAGCCAACCCAUUGCAUCGCUCACCACAGAGGUGUGGCUCUCUACCUACCCCGUAGCUCUUUGAGUGCCAUGGACUUGAAAACGAGUCUUUUCAGAAUGUAUGGCACAGUGCCAAAGACUUGAUAUCAAGUCAAUUGCGUUUUGAUAUGGGGGGUUAGGCCUAACACGUUGAUCUGGUAUGUUUGUUGUUCACAUGGACAAAGAACUCAAUUUUUUAUGGCUCUUGAAAAAUCACUCAAACGUUGAAAAAAGCCUGGCAACCCCCUGGUCUGAAUUUGAAAAUGGCUGGCACUCAAUGAGUUAAUCACCUGUGCACUGUAGUUGCUGUAUCUACUAUCUGGUGUCUCACAUUGCUGUUUUGAUUGCCUUCUGAUGUUUCACAAUAAAUUAAGGAUUUUUUUGGUCA